Trichoderma breve is the source of this 1824-nucleotide messenger RNA. RefSeq lists its product as uncharacterized. Gene Ontology annotation, cellular component: transcription repressor complex; nucleus. Gene Ontology annotation, biological process: negative regulation of transcription by RNA polymerase II. NCBI's taxonomy places the organism in Eukaryota, Fungi, Ascomycota, Sordariomycetes, Hypocreales, Hypocreaceae. The record is from RefSeq and is a predicted model, not a curated record. The transcript has 6 exons. Gene Ontology annotation, molecular function: protein binding. Bases 1 to 1824 code for a protein of 607 amino acids.
AUGGCCGACUCGGAGAGCCAUUAUGCCUUCGACGAUGGCCCCGAUGACGAGCAGUCCAUCAUCUCUACUCGAGGACUCGAAGCCUUUAGCCGCAAGGUCACUGUCACGGCGAGCCAGCUCAUGGGCCCGGCCGCAGAGGCCUCGGGAGCCCAUUAUCGCGCCGCCCUGGCCGAAGUUCACAAGCAGAUGAAGCGCCCCAGCGUCCAGCGCGGCAUGUUCUCCAUGGCCCGGUCCAGCCCGACCGAGAUUGUGCGGUCCAAGCUGUCCACGGCCGAGAUCCAGCACCGCGCCCUCACCCACCUGCCCGACGAGCUGCUGUCCAACAUCCCCGAGCACCAGAAUGCCUAUUCGCUGUUCCAGGGCUUCCAGGCCAGCUUCCCCGAGCUGGCUGACGACAGGAAGAAGCACCGCCGACAGCCGUCGAGGGGCAGGAAACUGCUAGAGGAGGGGGAGAACACACCCGCAACGCCGACCAAGUUGGCCCAGCUCAAGAAGGAAAAGACGACCAUGGUGCACGAGCUGGAAUUGCUGGGGGUGCGCAAGAGCAUGGUCAGCUGUGAGAUCCGUGAGAUAGACAACAAGAUUGCCAAUCUCUACGGCAUGCGUAGGAUUGUGCUGGAGAGGUUGGCAGGCUUUGAACAAGACGAGGCGACACUCGAGCACGAUGUCAUGGACCUCGAAUUGAAAAUCGACGAAGUCCAAGCCGUCGUCGACGAGGCCGAGGAGAUUGCGCGCAACACUGCCACCAAGGACGAGCGAGAUCUAGUGGGAGAUGCCGACGACCACGACCCCGAAUUCAUGUCCAAGUCUGUCUACGAGAAGCUGCCUGCUGCCGACAGCAAGCAGCGCAAGCCGAAAAAGGUCCAUCGCCGGAAAUCCAUGCCCAUUCUGCACGAGCACUUUGCCCCGGGAUCCAACAUCCGCGAAAUCCGGGCCCACCGCGACACGAUUACGGCCAUGGAUUUUGAUGCGCCAUUCGGAACUCUGGUCACUGCCGCACUGGACGAUACUGUCCGGGUUUGGGAUCUGAAUGCCGGUCGGUGCAUGGGCUACCUGGAGGGCCACACGGCCUCGGUGCGAGCAUUGCAGGUCGAGGAUAACAUUCUAGCCACCGGUGGCAAGGACGCUGGCGAUGACGACGAGGACGCCAUUGCUUUUGAACACCCCGAUGCGCAGCCCAUCGAGCCUCCGGAGGGCAGCAUGGACGACUGCGCUCUCUUUACGCUAUCAUCUCACGUCGACGAAAUCACCGCACUUCAUUUCAGGGGAGACGUUUUGGUUUCUGGUUCAGCAGAUAAGACGAUCCGGCAUUGGGAUUUGGAAAAGGGCCGCUGCGUUCAGACGCUCGAUGUCAUGUGGGCGGCCGCUCAGGCAUCGGCCAUUGCAACGACUGACGAUACCUGGAGGCCGACUGGUCGAGCCCAGGGAACCACGGCCGACUUUGUUGGUGCCUUGCAAGUGUUUGAGUCUGCGCUGGCAUGCGGUACUGCCGACGGCAUGUUUGACGAUGUACAUCUAGUGACGGGCAGUUUGGACCGAAGCAUCAGAAUAUGGGAUCUCCGAACAGGGUCCAUCUACGACGCUUACGCCUACGACAACCCCGUCACCAGCAUGAUGUUCGAUGCGCGACGGAUUGUCAGCGCGGCCAGCGAGGACGUGGUCAAGGUGUACGAUAAGGUCGAGGGACGGCAAUGGGACUGCGGAGCGGGCAUUGCCGCGUCCGAGGGCGCCAAGAAUGCCGCCGUCGUCGAGCGUGUACGUGUUAGAGACGGCUACCUGGUAGAGGGUAGGCGGGACGGCAUUGUGGGAGUAUGGACUUGUUAG